This is a messenger RNA of Hypoxylon trugodes, 1917 nucleotides long. Its product is annotated as T-complex protein 1. Gene Ontology annotation, cellular component: chaperonin-containing T-complex. The coding region runs from base 155 to 1759 and encodes 534 amino acids. The transcript has 4 exons. The record is from RefSeq and is a predicted model, not a curated record. NCBI's taxonomy places the organism in Eukaryota, Fungi, Ascomycota, Sordariomycetes, Xylariales, Hypoxylaceae. Gene Ontology annotation, molecular function: ATP-dependent protein folding chaperone; ATP binding; ATP hydrolysis activity. Gene Ontology annotation, biological process: protein folding.
GCCUGCGCGGGGAGCUCUUGUCAAAGUUAAGGCCGCCACUUUUUAGAAGUUACAACCACAACAAAUUUCUGCAAUACUCUCUUUAACCUUUUUCAACAUUUUCACAUACUGCCGGAGUCUCGACAUCUUCGCUAUCCGACUUAUUUAGCUUAUUAUGGCUACCACAGCACAAUCCGGCGGUGGCGCCAAUGCCAACGCUACCUUCAGAGACAAGGAGAAGCCCGUCGCUGUGCGUUCCUCGAAUAUCGUCGCUGCAAGAGCCGUUGCCGAUGCCAUCAGAACUUCCCUAGGACCUCGAGGAAUGGACAAGAUGAUCAGAAGUGGAAAGGGAGAGACAAUAAUUACAAAUGAUGGAAACACAAUGUUGAAGAGCAUGUCUGUUCUACAUCCUACAGCAAAGAUGCUUGUCAACCUCUCAGCAGCACAGGAUGUCGAGGCAGGAGAUGGUACAACAUCAGUGGUAGUCAUAUGCGGUGCACUACUUGGUGCGGCCGAUAGGUUACUCUCCAAGGGUAUCCAUCCUGCGGUUAUUUCCGAAUCUUUCCAACGAGCGGCGGCAGCAUCGGUCCAGAUUCUCCACGAUAUGUCGCAACCUGUCUCCUUGACCGAUACCGCUACUCUUCUCCAAGCAGCCAAUACCUCCUUGUCUUCCAAGAUCGUCUCUCAAUACUCUGGCCUACUAGGUCCUAUGGCAGUCAACGCGGUCACUAAAACAAUCGACAUUAAGACGGCCGAUAAUGUUGACCUGAAGAACAUUAGGAUCAUCAAGAAGGUUGGAGGCACGAUAGAGGACAGUGAGCUAGUAGACGGGGUGGUCUUAAAUCAGCCCGUCAUCAAGGCCGCAGGUGGACCCGUGAGGAUGGAGAAGGCCAAGAUCGGUUUAAUCCAGUUUCAAUUAAGUCCCCCCAAGCCUGAUAUGGAAAACACCAUCCAAGUCAAUGACUACCGCCAAAUGGACAAGAUCGUCAAGGAGGAGCGUCUCUAUCUACUUAACCUGGUCAAGAAGAUCAAGAAGGCCAAGUGCAAUGUGCUCUUAAUACAAAAGUCUAUCCUACGUGAUGCUGUCAACGACCUUUCCUUACAUUUCCUGGCUAAGCUCAACAUCCUUGCGGUCAAGGACAUCGAGCGAGACGAGGUUGAGUUCAUUUGCAAAUCUACUGGUUGCAAGCCGAUUGCGGAUAUCGACUCUUUCACCGAAGACAAGCUCGGAACAGCCGAUCUCGUCGAAGAAGCUCAAUCAAACGGUGCGCGAAUGGUCAAGGUCACUGGUACAAAAUCGGCAGGAAAGACGGUCUCGGUGGUGUGCCGUGGUGCCAACAGCUUAAUUCUAGACGAGGCAGAGCGUUCGCUACACGACGCCCUAUGCGUCAUCCGCUGCUUGGUCAAGAAGAAGGCCCUCAUUGCAGGCGGUGGAGCACCGGAAAUCGAGAUAGCAGCCCAGCUCUCUAAGCAAGCACGAUCACUCACCGGUACAGAGGCAAUUUGCUGGAAGGCGUUCGCGGACGCUUUGGAAGUGAUACCUACAACCCUAGCGGAAAACGCCGGUUUAAAUAGCAUCAAGGUAGUUACGGAUCUACGACAUCGACACGAGCUUGGAGAGAAGAAUGCUGGCGUCAGCAUCAAAAGUGGUGGUGUGAACUCGAAUAUAUCCAAGGAGAAUGUGCUACAACCUUUAUUGGUGAGCACGAGUGCUAUCGAGCUAGCAGCAGAAACGGUGAAGAUGAUUCUUAGAAUUGACGAUAUCGCCUUGACGCGGUAAAUCAAAUAGGGGAACGUCAACUAGGAGGCAACUCGAACGAGAUGAGAUGAUAUAAGCCAGAUGUUCAUGAGCUCCUGGGAAAAAGACCAUUAGAUAAGUUAGAGUCUGUGUAAAGAUUCCACUUAAAUAAAAAGUAAAGUCAACAACCGAUUACUGAU